CACGAAAUCGGGAUUCAGAUUCAAGCUAACACAAGGAUCCCUUGUCUUCGGGAAGACCUUCGGACGUAUGAGCACUUUGGAAAGUUUGUGUGGGUGGGUGGUGGUAGUCUUGACGUUCUUGAUGGUCAAAGCGCUCAGCCCAUACAUAGGUGCACAAAGCCAGAGUUGCCGUUGUCUGCUCCAACCAUAUUUUCCAACUCUCAUAGCAUCUUUCCAGUCAACAUGUCAGCUCAACUAGCUGCAAAGCUCCAGGUAAGACAUUCUUGCUUGCUUUGUGUUGCUGCCAAAAUAACUAACCAAUUCAAUGUCAAACUUGCUUCCCCGGAAUCGAAAAAGAAAGUUGUUGAAGAAAUCAGUUGGUUGAUUCAGUACACCAAAAACGAAGAGAUUCCAAAUUUCAACGUUCAAGAGCUUGAGAAGCGACUUCGCAAAGACACCACUGACAUCCGUGACCCUGGGUAAUCCAUUUCUCUCAUUCAUCACUUGUUUGCCAUCUCAGGCACAGUGGAUAGCACAAUCACGAAGAUUGACCCCAAGUAUACACUCAACGAAAACCUUGGCCAUCUUUUGAGCAUUUUGCGGGUUAAUAAAUUCAAUGCUAUCAGCCCAAUGGACGUACCCGGACCCCCAUUUCUCGAUGACGCUGAAUACCCACGGGCGAUAAGGAUCCUGGGUUGUGAGUUGCACAACCCCGACGCGCCACCUCUGCCAACCUCUAUUAGCAGCAUGCUGUUCAACCUUAAGAUUCAGCAGACAUACGACCUAUUUCUGGAGAUCUCUGUCUUGUGGCAAUACUAUCAGCGCGACCCCGUGUUGAUACCAACCUCAUUCCCGAAUGCAACGCUAGCUCUAAUUGCUAUGCGUCACUACCCUGAGUCCGACUUAUGCGGGUUUGCCUUGUGCCCACCAAAAACAAUUUGGCUUACCAUGCACUGGUGUGCACUGGAAGUUACGUUUCCUAGGAGACUUACUGACUGUUCAGCUCGAACUUUUAUAGCUCUCUGGCCAGCAUGGUGCUUUUUGCAAAGCAUUCUUAAUACUCGCGCUGCAGUAAUGCUGGAGUCAAAGCAUCACGAAGAGCUUUGUCCCAUACACAACUGCCACAAAGAUCUGUACAUGCGUGCGAUAUGGACGCGACCAGUAUCGCGUUUCCUGUUGGUAGAUCAAGAGAUCUAUUGCUGCGAAAUGGAGCUGUGGAUUAGACUUGAGAAGAGACUUGGGGAGGAGUAUUUUCGUUGGAAGAAAGAACUGGGUGAUUUCAUCCUCCGCUCUGCUUUCCAACAGAUGAUUCGUUUCGACGGGAGCAAGGACGCUGAUAUCGAUAAGCGGGCGUAACUUCCAGCCAUCAAUGUAGUGCCGUCAUAUAUGCCUGUUUCUACCGAAUACAAUCCCAUUCUCUGAGUAUCAAUGUCGCUAGAUUGGUCGAAUCACUGACUUUCUGCCUAAACCUACUUGGCAAGCGAGCUUUGGCUUGGCUGUUGCAUGUUCAAUGCAGAGGGCACAGCUACAGCCUAAUCUUGUUCUAUAGAGACCGGCUUCCCCGAUCCCUGUGUAUGCAUAAGUAACCUGAUGGCCGCCUAGACAGCAAGGAUAGGCAGAGUUGCAUAUUCAAUACCGCACACCUGCAGCGUAGUCAUUGUCCCUAGUCCUUGCAUCUAGUCACCUGAUGAGUGUUGACAUUCUAUUAUAAGAGGCGUCUAAACUGCACUCUUCAUCUAUCCUCUCUUAUCCCCCAGGACCACGCCCUUACUCAUUUUACGCCUUCAUCAUUCAGCAUUAUCUCAACCUCUAUCCAAAUCGCCCUCGCCCAACAUGAUCAACGUUAUCAUAUUUGCCUACUUCCUCACAAUUGUUUUUGUCUUCCUCUUUUAUUUUGGACGCUUACCUGAACGUGCGAUCGCUCUUUAUCUGCUCUGGGUUCUUUAUGACGAGGGCAUUUUUUACAGACCCCGUAGGUCCCCCAACCUCUUUGCCCUGAACCCACGC
Periconia digitata is the source of this 1986-nucleotide messenger RNA. NCBI's taxonomy places the organism in Eukaryota, Fungi, Ascomycota, Dothideomycetes, Pleosporales, Periconiaceae. The record is from the annotation of a GenBank genome assembly.